CACUCGUUGUGUGUCGCGGCCUUGAGGGCGGCCUAGCCAUGAACGACACGAGUGUGCCCAUCCGGGUGCCUCACGUAGGCCGGAAGCUGGUCGGCGUGGUGCCUAUCCUCCUCGUCUUCUCCUUGGGGUUCGUUCUGGGCAUGACCUCCAACGCCAGGUUCCCAAACUUCUACCUCCCUUUCGUGCCACCGCUGCCGGCCACUGCUACGGCGCCGCCACCGUCGCCGCCGCCUCCAGUACCACCGCCACCGCCCCUGCAGCCGCCUCCACCGUCGCCGACAGCAGCAAACCGGCAAAUGGUGGGGCCGAUGGGCCUGGUUGAGCCGAGCGAUCUCAUGAGGUGGAACAUGACCGACGAGGAGCUGCACUGGUGGGCGUCCAUGGCGCCCAAGGUGCGGCGCACGCCGUACCAGCACCGCGUCCCAAAGGUCGCCUUCCUGUUCCUGGCGAGGGGCGAGCUGCCGCUGCGGCCGCUGUGGGAGAAGUUCUUCGCGGGGCACGAGGGCCUCUACUCCAUCUACGUGCACGCCGAUCCCUCCUACACCGGCUCGCCGCCCGAGGACUCGGUGUUCUACGGCCGCAUGAUCUCCAGCCAGAAAACGUCCUGCGGCGACGUGAGCCUGGUGGCGGCGGAGCGGCGGCUGGUGGCGAGCGCGCUGCUGGACCACGGCAACGAGCGGUUCGCGCUGGUGUCGGAGUCGUGCAUCCCGCUCUACAACUUCACCACCGUGCACGCCGUGCUCACCGGCGCCGGCGGCACCAACUUCGUGGACAGCUUCGUCCGCCGCGACAGCGUGGUGCGCUACGACCCCUUCUUCGGCCGCCGGGGCAACAUCACGCUGGCGCAGUGUCGCAAGGGCGCCCAGUGGUUCGAGAUGGGCCGGGGCCUGGCGCUCGAGCUCGUCGCCGACGGCGCCUACUUCCCGGCGUUCGUCGAGUUCUGCGCGCGCCGGCGGUUCUGCUUCGCGGAGGAGCACUACCUGCCGACGCUGCUCAGCGUGCUGGGGUGGCGGCGCAACGCCAACCGGACGCUCACGUACGCCGACUGGAGGCGCGGCGGCUCCCACCCGCGCACCCACGGCGCGCGGGACGUGACGGAGGCGCUCAUCGGGGAGAUCAGGGGAGGGGGAGCCGGCGGCGGCGGCCGGAACUGCAGCGAUUACCAUGACGGGGCCAGCGGCGUGUGCUAUGUGUUCGCGCGCAAGUUCGCGCCGGACACGCUGGAGCCGCUGCUGCGCUUGGCUCCCAAGCUCAUGGGCUUUGGCUGAAGAGGCGUGCAAGUGGUGGUG
Molecule: messenger RNA, 1289 nt
Organism: Panicum virgatum (switchgrass)
Lineage: Eukaryota; Viridiplantae; Streptophyta; Magnoliopsida; Poales; Poaceae
Product: glycosyltransferase BC10-like
Exons: 1
Coding region: 39-1268 (409 amino acids)
Cellular component (GO): membrane
Molecular function (GO): glycosyltransferase activity
Source: RefSeq, a predicted model, not a curated record